UAAAAGUGAAAGAGAUCUGAAAGCGUAACUAGUUUGACAGUGUUCGCCAGCAACAGCAGGAAAGACAAAGACGGUAACUUGCAGUUUUUCAUUACGUACACAGUUUUUCUGUACACAGCCGUAACUCUUGUGACAACUUCAAGCCCGCUGCACACUUUUCGACUGAGACAGGACACUUUAGACAGAAAAGGAGAAAAUAAUGGCAACUGGCAGAAGCAAUGAGUUUCAUCUUAUUGUCCCUGAUGAAUUUCACAGCGCCAAGGCCAAUCUGGGGUCUGAUGUCACUGUAGCAUGUCACCUGUCACCUAAAAUCAGUGCUGCUGACAUGGAAAUCAGGUGGUUUAAAGAGACAGAGUGUGUGUGUCUCUAUAAGAACAGACAGGUUACAGAAGGGAGGAGCUACAGAGGCAGAACAGGUCUGUCCACGGGGGAGCUAGACGGAGGAAAUGUGUCCUUGAAGUUGAGAGAGUUCAGAGAAUCUGAUGUAGGAGUUUACCUUUGUCAGGUCAUCAGUGAAGACAGAACAGAGGAGAUAACAGUAGGAGUAGAAGAAGGAGCAAGGAAAGACUGUGAUGUCCAAUCUGUAAAUCAGCUUCAAGAAAGACAAGUUCAUCUGACAUUACAUGAGUCAAACAGUACUUUGGCAGAGGAUCAGAAAAUAAAAAUGGAAGAAUCUGCUUUAAUAACAGAGCUUGAAGAAAAUUAUGUGAAGAUACUUCACCAAACCAUGUUUAAGGUUUUCAAAAAUCAAGAGAAAAAACUACAACAAUCUGAAAUCCAGUUAAAGGCAUCCAGUAUGGUUUUGGAAAGCAUCUUACAGCAACUGGAAACAAUCACAGAAAAAUCUGGUCUCCUGCAAAAUGAAAAACGCACUGAUAUAAAAGAAUCGCAUACUCAGCAAAUAGAAAAGCAUCUGCUACAAAUGACUAAACACAUCGAAGAGAAACAGAUUCAGCUUGAGGAGAAAGACAUGCAACUACAGAAUAUGAGCGAACAGGUGAGGGAGAAAGAGAAACUACUGGAGUCCACAAUCGAAGAGAUGGAGACACUGAGACAGGAGCAAAUGAAACAGAAGGAGAUGCUGGAGAAGAAUGAACAGUUGAAGAUCUCAGAGUUGAAUGAAAAAUCCAAAUGUCUUGAAGAAACAAAAUCUCUUCUAGAAGAAAGAGACAGAAAGAUUAAGGGUCUGGAGAAAGAGAAAGAAAGACUUGAUGAGGAACUUCAAGACAAAGACAGACGUCUUAAGGACAUUAAUGCUAAACUGAUGCAAACGGUCAGAGAUGUUGAAAAGACACAAAACCAGCUUCAGGGGAAACACACACAACUGGAGAAUAUACACAAAAUGCUGAGUGAAAAAAUGAGACACCCAGAAAAUAAAGCAAAAGAGCUGGAAGCCAGUAAAUGUCAGUCAAAAGAAAAUUUGGAGAAAUAACAUCUAAAGUGUUCAGAACAGAUUUUCUUCUUAUUUUUAUGGCAUUAAAACAUUGAUUUAGCUCCAUUUUAAGGACAUGCAUUUGGUGCUGCAUUAAAAAAAAAAAAAAAACCUCAUUAGAAAAUAAAAACAAAACAAGAAAAGCUAUAUCCUAAGAAAUAACAGAUAUAAGAGAUGUCAGUAAUUUGCAAUGUUAAUAUUUAAAUAUCCCAUAUUUCAUUCGUGUGUUUACUGCUGUCCCUUUCCUCUACGGUCUCAUAAAUGUGGUGUGUAAGGCUAAAAUGGGUGUUUCUUUUUAUGUAACUGUCUUCAUGUAACAGGAUCAGAUUAAAUAAAUGAAUAAAUAGCA
This is a messenger RNA of Puntigrus tetrazona (Sumatra barb), 1781 nucleotides long. RefSeq names its product tropomyosin-2-like. The coding region runs from base 200 to 1432 and encodes 410 amino acids. The transcript has 7 exons. Lineage: Eukaryota; Metazoa; Chordata; Actinopteri; Cypriniformes; Cyprinidae. The record is from RefSeq and is a predicted model, not a curated record.